This is a messenger RNA of Drosophila biarmipes, 2817 nucleotides long. RefSeq names its product homeobox protein araucan. Gene Ontology annotation, cellular component: nucleus. Gene Ontology annotation, molecular function: RNA polymerase II cis-regulatory region sequence-specific DNA binding; DNA-binding transcription factor activity, RNA polymerase II-specific. The record is from RefSeq and is a predicted model, not a curated record. Gene Ontology annotation, biological process: neuron differentiation; cell development; regulation of transcription by RNA polymerase II. Lineage: Eukaryota; Metazoa; Arthropoda; Insecta; Diptera; Drosophilidae. The coding region runs from base 408 to 2489 and encodes 693 amino acids. The transcript has 5 exons.
ACGGCAUUCGCAACCAGUUCGUGUUCGAACGUUAUAAGGUGCACAUCUAGGCCCUGUGUGUGCUGUACGCCGGUUCAGCCGUCGAUUUUCCGCCUUCGUUGAUUCUCGUAGUCUUGCCGCCGCGUUUGCGAGUGUUGUUUACUGGCCAAAAGCGAGCAGCAGGGGAAGCAGAGUGACAGAUACACCGAUAUCGAGUGACAAAUCCCCGGGACACGUACCUUCGGAGGGCCCAAUGUCGUUAUCGCCGGUUACUGUGCACAGACCCAUCGAAACCGAGCUGUUAGCCCAAUAAGCACAUCGUUUGAUGUAGCAGCCUUCCCGCAUAUCCUCCAGCAGACUGCCACGAGAGAGUGAGAGAGAGUUACCUAAGACUAGGGUCUUACAGCGUCGAAUAGUCGUAUAGCCAAAUGGCCGCCUACACGCAAUUCGGAUACGGAGGCUUCCCGUCGGCCUCGCAGCUCCUGCCGCCAAGUGCCCAGCCGCCGGAGGACGCUUCCGCGAACGUGAAUGUGAACGAGGCGCUGGUGAUGACAAACGCCCCGGCGAUGAGCCCCGCGGGAGGUCAGGACUGUCAGGGCAGCCAGCCGCCCGGCGGAGCUGGCGGAGAUGCCUCCUCGGGGGCGCUCAGUCCCAACGCUCUUUCGCAGAACUCGAAUGCGGCGACGGUGGUUGGAGCCGGAGGAGGUGGAUCCUCGGCGGGCGGAGGCGGGGUGCCUGGAGGAGCGGACCUGGCCACCGGUGGCUCCCUGGACGGCACGACGCCCACUGCCGGCGGAGCUGGUGGUGGUGGCUCCUGCUGCGAGAACGGGCGGCCCAUAAUGACCGACCCGGUGUCGGGUCAGACGGUCUGCUCCUGCCAGUACGACUCCGCCCGCCUCGCCCUCUCCAGCUACUCCCGCCUCCCGGCGGCCAGCGUCGGCGUCUACGGCACACCCUACCCCUCGACGGACCAGAAUCCCUACCAGAGCAUCGGAGUGGACAGCUCCGCCUUCUAUUCGCCGCUGAGCAAUCCGUACGGACUGAAGGACACGGGCGCGGGUCCCGAGAUGGGGGCUUGGACCUCGGCGGGGCUGCAGCCCACCACGGGCUACUAUUCCUACGACCCCAUGUCGGCCUACGGGUAUGGAGCCAGUUACGACCUGGCCGCUCGGCGCAAGAACGCCACCCGCGAGUCCACGGCCACGCUGAAGGCCUGGCUGAACGAGCACAAGAAGAACCCGUAUCCGACCAAAGGCGAGAAGAUCAUGCUGGCCAUCAUCACCAAGAUGACCCUCACUCAGGUGUCCACCUGGUUCGCCAACGCCCGUCGGCGGCUGAAGAAGGAGAACAAGAUGACCUGGGAGCCCAAGAACCGCACCGACGACGACGACGAUGCCUUGGUGUCCGAUGAUGAGAAGGACAAGGAGGACUUGGAGCCGAGCAAGGGCAGCCAGAGUGGCAGUUUGGCCAAAGAUGAGACCAAAGAGGAGGAGGAUGCCAUAGACGAGGACCAGAAGUGCUUGGGUCAGGCGAACAUACUGAGGGCCGGCUUUGGCUAUCCCUCGGCUGGCAGUGGGGCGGGCUACGCCGGCGGAGGUGGCUCCUCGGGUGGACACCCCGGUGGCUACCACCCGUAUCACCAUCAGCAUCCCGCCUACUACCAGGCCGGCCAACAGGGCAUGCUGCCCUUUCACGGCGAGGGCUCCAAGCUGCAGGGUCAGGAUCUCGGGGAUCCAAAAAACCAGCUAGGCCGGGACUGUGGCGUGCCGAUUCCAGCUACCAAGCCGAAGAUCUGGAGUCUGGCCGACACAGUUGGCUGCAAGACACCGCCGCCGGCUUACAUUGGCCACCAAACGAUGCAGCAGCAGCAGCAACAGCAGCAGGCGCAGCAGCAGCAGUAUCCUCCGCAGGAUGCAGGACGGGAUCAGCAGCUGUUCAAUGGGGCCGCGGCUCCCUACCUGAGGCCGCACACCACGGCCUACGGGGGUUUUCUAGGGGCUACGACCCAGCAGCUGCAUACUACGAGCAGCAGUAUCCCCUACAGCAAUAUGCCCCCGCAGCAGCAGCAGCAGUUGCAGGUGGGCGGUACCAUCCAUACUACGGGAAGUUCGAGCGGAGCCCUGCAGUUCCACAGUCGGCAGCAUCCGCAGCAGCAGCAGCACACGCAGCAGCUGCAAUCUCAGUCCACAGCGAGUCAGCGGGCGAUGGGGUUUCCCGAAGCCCAACCAGAUACUCCACCCCAAACUCCGCCGAAUAUGAAGGUGCUGAGCGGAGCUUUGAGUCUCCUGCCUACCGCUUCUCAAGCCCCUACGACCGCUACCUGUCGCAGCAGUAACGCCUUCGGGUUCCCCUCCAGCUACCCCAUGAACUUCUCGGCCCGGAUCGGGGAGUACUCCCCGCGGGACGACUACAGCAGCGGGAACAGCAGCAGCAGUAGCUCCUCGUCGCCCCAGCUGCACCGCCCCAACGAGGCCAUGUUCAAGCCGCUCUUCAAGAAGUUCACCAACUAACCGGACUGCGUUUAGAUAAGGAUUUGUAUACUUAUUGGGAUCGUGCAAGAACCAGACGGAUUGUGUAAUAUUAACUGUAGCCGUUAGCGCGUUAAGUAACUUCAAGUUUCAUUCGAGUUAUAUGUACGUCGUAUCUAGAGUACCGGAUCAAAUGUUUCUCUUCAAACUGCAAUGUAAGCUUAGGCUAAUUACUAAACUAGCGCAAUAAGAUGUAAACUGUGAUACGUUUUUCAUUGUCUAACAGACUUCACACUAAACACUUCGUCUAUAUGAACACAUAAUCUAAAUAAUUUUAACUCGUUUAAUAAAAUUCUUUAUAAUCAUGAAA